This is a messenger RNA of Haemonchus placei, 294 nucleotides long. The record is from the annotation of a GenBank genome assembly. Lineage: Eukaryota; Metazoa; Nematoda; Chromadorea; Rhabditida; Trichostrongylidae.
AUGGCGAAGUUUGAGGAGGGGACUGAGAGCGAAAUCGCACAUUACUAUAACGACAUUGAGACUAUGAGGCUUGUGAACGCAAUGGCGAAUAUAAUUGGAAUCCCUGUAGAGGAGGUAUGGGAGGCUUAUGGUGGCUUCCUCAUCCAAUUCACUAUGGAAACAGGAUGGGAUGAGCUGUUGAGAGCUAUGGCAAGAGAUUUGGAAACGUCGUCAAAGCAUUUCUUGAUAAACAAGGAACUGAAUUGUGAACACUGCACCAAGAAGCAUUUACAUCUACGCAAAACUGAGAGCUGA